Molecule: messenger RNA, 1206 nt
Organism: Onthophagus taurus
Lineage: Eukaryota; Metazoa; Arthropoda; Insecta; Coleoptera; Scarabaeidae
Source: RefSeq, a predicted model, not a curated record
AUGACAGAAGAUGGAUAUAUCAUUGAAAUCCACCGAGUUCCAUAUGGUCUUAAUAACAAAAAUAACUCAACUAGACCAUCAAUUCUUAUUGGACACGGAAGUGGUGGAAGUUCCGUUGAAUUCUUAUUGAUGGGGAAAAGAAGUAUAACUUUUGAGGCUGGAUAUGAUAUUUGGAUAGCUAAAUCCACAAAUGGAUUAGAUAACGAAACCGUGAAAGAUAUUUCAGGAAAUAGCGGCUUAACACCAUUUCAAUUAGCGAAAAAAUACAAUUAUCCAAUAGAACGUCAUAGGAUAACCACCGAAGAUGGUUACAUAAUCGAAAUGCAUCGAAUUCCGUACGGAAUUAAUAGCACGAAUCGUUUAAACCGACCCGCUGUUGUAAUUGCUCACGGCGCAGGUGGAAGUUCAGUUGAAUUUUUUAUGAUGGGCCAUCGAAGUUUAGCUUUUGCUUUAGUAGAGGCUGGUUAUGAUGUUUGGGUGGGUAACGCGAGAGGAACUCGAUGGUCGCGAAGACAUCAAAAUUUAAGUAAUCGUUCGAGACAAUUUUGGAUGUUCACCUGGGAAGAAAUCGGCGUUUACGAUUAUUCGGCCGAAAUCAAUUAUAUUAUCGAAGUUACGGGGCAGAAAAAAGUUUUUUUUAUUGGACAUUCUCAAGGAGGAUCUGCUUUCAUAGCUAUGAAUACGGAAAAACCUGAAAUGAACGAUAAAAUUCGAUUGGGCGUUUUAAUUGGACCCGCUGUGGUUACUAAAUUUAACAGGAACGCAUUAAUUUUGGUUAUUUCAGAGAAUAUUGAAGCUAUAAGGGGGCUUCUUGAUUAUUUGCAUAUUUAUGAAAUACCGAGUGGUGCUACGCUUAGAAGUUUUUUAAGAACUUUAUGCAGAAGUAUUUUCGCUUUUAUUUGUCAAGGAUCUCUUAAUUUAAUAAUGGGAUAUGAUUCAAUCCAAAUCGAUAGGAGAAUUUACAACGUAGCAGUAAGUAAUUUACCAGGAGGGUUAUCAUUCCGUCAAUUAUUACAUUAUGCCCAAUUAUAUAAUUCAAAGCGAUUUCAAAAAUUUGAUUACGGCCCCGAAGAAAAUAUACAACGUUACGGUACUUUACAACCACCUGAGUACAAUAUUAGUAAAGUUACAGCUCCCAUUGCUGUAAUGUACAGCGAAUAUGAUACAUUUGCUGAUGUUAAAGCCAAGGUUAUAUUAUUAUAUUAA